AUGCGUAUAAUUUGGGCUAAAGUUGGUAGACCGAUAUCGCUGGAUUGUACACUAGAAAAAAUGCCAACAGAUGAUAAUAAUUUUGCACUGGAAUGGCGUAAACAACGAAAGCUUGUGUUUAGCGCUUACGGAAAUGCCAGUGGACAUAGUGCACCUGAAAUGCAAGGUAUGCAAUUGCAGUACUCAUUUCUAAUCGUAUUAGUUGUUCGAUUAAUGCAUAAUAUUAGCACUGAGACUUGA
Molecule: messenger RNA, 240 nt
Organism: Anisakis simplex (herring worm)
Lineage: Eukaryota; Metazoa; Nematoda; Chromadorea; Rhabditida; Anisakidae
Source: the annotation of a GenBank genome assembly